This is a messenger RNA of Python bivittatus (Burmese python), 624 nucleotides long. RefSeq names its product GS homeobox 2 (gene GSX2). Gene Ontology annotation, cellular component: nucleus. Gene Ontology annotation, biological process: regulation of DNA-templated transcription. NCBI's taxonomy places the organism in Eukaryota, Metazoa, Chordata, Lepidosauria, Squamata, Pythonidae. Gene Ontology annotation, molecular function: DNA-binding transcription factor activity, RNA polymerase II-specific; sequence-specific double-stranded DNA binding. The record is from RefSeq and is a predicted model, not a curated record.
CGGGCGGGCGCGACGGGUGGAGGCGCCGCCGCCUCUCUCCCGCUGCUCAAGGGCCACUUCGCUCCUGCCAGCGCUGGGGCGGGAGGAGAGGGCCAGUUCUGCCCCCGGAUGAGCCAUGCCCAGAGGCAGCCAGCCCCGCAGCAGCAGCAGCCGCCGCCCAGCUCGGUGGCAUCCGCGGCGGCGGCGGGGGCCGCGGGGCAAGCGGUGGCCCACCCACCUGUCUGCGCAGCGGCCGCCUACGGCAUGAGCGACCCCCGGCGUUUCCACUGCCUCGGCCUGGGAGGCUCGGACGGCGCCGGCCAGCUGCAGAACGGCAAGAGGAUGCGCACAGCUUUCACCAGCACGCAGCUGCUGGAGCUGGAGCGGGAAUUUUCGGCCAACAUGUACCUGUCGCGGCUGCGGCGGAUCGAGAUCGCCACGUACCUCAACCUGUCCGAGAAGCAGGUGAAGAUCUGGUUCCAGAACCGAAGGGUGAAGCACAAGAAGGAAGGCAAAGGCGCCCAGAGGAACACGCACGGUGGCUGCAGCUGCGCCGGCAACCCGGGCCGGUUUCCCAGGUCGGAGGACGAAGAGUCGCUCUCUCCAGCCUCGGCGAACGAAGACAAGGAGGUCUCCCCGUUGUGA